This is a messenger RNA of Tribolium madens (black flour beetle), 1369 nucleotides long. RefSeq names its product beta-1,4-glucuronyltransferase 1-like. The transcript is spliced from 2 exons. The record is from RefSeq and is a predicted model, not a curated record. Bases 5 to 1249 code for a protein of 414 amino acids. NCBI's taxonomy places the organism in Eukaryota, Metazoa, Arthropoda, Insecta, Coleoptera, Tenebrionidae.
AAGAAUGGCACUUUUUGCCCUUGUCCUCGUGUCACUUUUCAUUUAUUUGUGCUAUCACACUUACAAUGCCCGAAAUUUCGAAUUGGAAGCUCUAGAAGAGAAAUUAUUGCUUUUAGAUUAUGAGAGAAAUCAAAGAGACUCAAAAUCGCACUUUUCAGAAAUUUUGCAACAAGUGAAACAAGUGACUGGGUGUUUAGAUAGACCCAUGGAGCCCAAAAUCCAGCAAAGAGGUGACUAUUGGGUGUUGUACAAUUAUAUAAUGGCUAAAAAACGAUUCAAGUGUCACGAAAGUGUAACAAUAACGACUUUGGGUGAUUUUACUUUCCUUGAUAAUAUUUUACCAAUGGUGGAACGAUGGAAAGGACCCAUAAGUGUGGCUGUUUAUGCUCCUGGGACCGAUUUUAGUCCCACCAUGGAUGCUAUUAAGUACCUACGUUGCUUCAGUACCCUUGUGAGGGAUUUAGUAACAUUUCAUAUUUUUUUUCCUAGUGACCAUAUUCCGGAAAAGACCUACAUUCCUGAAGAUGACUACGUCUGUUCCGAAACGCCAGUUUUGGUCAAUUCGACUUACAAAAGUGAAAAAAACCUAAUUUUUCCCAUUAAUUUAGCUCGAAAUAUUGCUCGAGAAGUGGCCCAAACUCACUUUAUCUUCCCCCUAGACAUCGAAUUGUAUCCCAGUCCCUACCUAAUCCCAAAAUUCCUUAAAAUGGUCUCGAAAACACCCUCCUUGUCCACCCCACGUGUGUACCCCCUUGCUGUCUUUGAGGUUGAAACUGGUCAAAAAAUCCCGGAGAAUAAAACUGAGCUUCAGUCAAUGUUGGGGAAAAAUUUAGCCGUUCCUUUUCACCACAACAUUUGUGUCCCUUGUCAUGACAUUCCCAACUUUCAAAAGUGGCAAAAAAUGCCCGAAAUGCCCAAUUUGCACGUUUUUCACACCACCAAAAGGAGAGGAGAGUACCUCCAUUGGGAACCGUUCUAUAUUGGUACUCACCAAGAACCACUCUAUGACGAAAGGUUUACCUGGGAAGGCCAGAAAGAUAAGCUGGUUCAAGGGUACGUUUUGUGUGUCCUUGACUAUGAUUUUAUGGUACUUGAUAAUGCCUUUCUGGUGCAUAAACCGGGCAUUAAAGUGAAAACCAUGGACGAGCGGAGGCAAAUUAUGACCAAUUUGACUGAUAUGAGCAUAGAAACCGAGAUUAUGCCCCAGUUGGAAAUACUGUUUGGGAGGAGGGAUGGGUGCGUGAUAUAAGUGCUAAUAUUAGAGUAAUAAUUAUUGAAUUGUGAUAAGCAUAGGUAUUAUUUGUGAUAAGAAUGAUAAAUGGAGUGAAGCAUUUUGCUAAUUAUCAAAAAGGAUAAAUAAAAACUGAUA